Messenger RNA from Protopolystoma xenopodis, 672 nucleotides. The record is from the annotation of a GenBank genome assembly. NCBI's taxonomy places the organism in Eukaryota, Metazoa, Platyhelminthes, Monogenea, Polystomatidea, Polystomatidae.
AUGAAGUCCUCUGCCCACCGGAUUCAUCGGAGUCGGUUUUCGCUACCCGGUCUGCCGGACGCAAGCAUAGGAAGUCUGAAUGCCAACUCCGCUGCCUUUCAUUGUCAGACGACCGGCUUGCAGCCUCCGCUGCGAUGCGUCUCCGGAUCGUCCGGUGACCUCGACCCCGACUGGACAACCGGCUUGAUUCAGUCGACAGACCGGUUGUCAGAUCCGGGUGACCCAAACCUCUGCGGCAUCUCUUCCCUCUACUCCACCGCCAAGCGGAGUCGAAACGCCGAUUCCAACGCCGACGCCGACGCCAACGUCAACGCCGAUGUUGAGGCCAACGCCAACGUUUCGGGUCAGGAGUUGGAGGCAGGUGGUGAGUUUAACGACAUGUCGGCGAGCUUAAAACGACGAAAGCGGCAAAAGUGUGACUCGCGGCCACGUCGCUCCGACAUGGACGAUUUGGUGGCCGAUCAAGAGGCUGAGGAGGAGGAAGACGAGGAAGACGAGGAAGAGGAGGAAGAGGAGGAGGAGGAGGAGGAGGAAGAGGAGGAAGAUGAGGAAGAGGAGGAAGAGGGGGCAGAGGGGGCAGAGGAAGAGGAAGAUGAGAGGAGAAAUAAAGGCGCCAUGAAAGAACCAACAAGUCAAGUUGAGACAAAAAAAGCAGAGCAUGAAAUUAGCGAU